GACCGGCCCUUUAAACCACGCGCAAAGAGGGUUUAGGGCAUUGCCGCUUCCAUAUCGUGCUUCGUAGCCGCCGCAAGCAGGGCCACGCCUCGCCGGAGACUGGUCCGGUGAAGAGCAGGUUUCAACAUGAGUCGAUAUCCUGAAGUUAAAUGGGCACAGAGGCUUGACAAGGUUUACAUCACUGUACAAUUGCCCGACGCAAAAGAUGUGAAGGUUAAUCUGGAGCCUGAUGGGAUUUUCACUUUUUCUGCCACUGCUGGCACCGGCAACAACACUUAUGAGCUAAAGAUGGAUCUUUAUGAUAAAGUAGAUAAAGAUGCAAGCAAAAUAAACAUUGGUGUCAGGUCUAUCUUUGUCGUGGUAGCAAAAGCAGAGAAGCAGUGGUGGAAAAAGCUUCUGCGUGGUGAUGGCAAGGCUCCACACUAUUUAAAAGUAGAUUGGGAUAAGUGGGUCGAUGAAGAUGAUGAUGGUCCUGGUGAUUUGGACUUGGGAGGAAUGGAUUUCUCGAAUUUUAACAAUAUGGGGGGUGAUGCUAUGGAUGAUGAUUUCGAAGAUAGUGAUGAUGAAGAGCAAUCUGAAAAAACUGAAGACUCACCAAAGAUCGGAAAUGACAAGGCAGAAGCCUCAUCAGAAGUCAAAACCGAAGCGGCUGCAAGCACGUGAAACAAUUCUUUCAGUAAUUGUUGCUUAUGUGCCAUUGUUGCAUUUUAUGAUCGAAAAGUAUUGACUAAUCAUGGAUUUAUUGCUCCCUAUGGUUUUGCUUAUUGGAUGUAAGUGGAAAAUGAUUAUGUAUCCCAGUGACUGCAAAGAUGAACUAUUAUAUAUCUGCAAGUGCCGUUAUCUAUUCAUCCU
Molecule: messenger RNA, 852 nt
Organism: Musa acuminata subsp. malaccensis (wild Malaysian banana)
Lineage: Eukaryota; Viridiplantae; Streptophyta; Magnoliopsida; Zingiberales; Musaceae
Biological process (GO): chaperone-mediated protein complex assembly; protein folding
Cellular component (GO): cytosol; nucleus
Molecular function (GO): Hsp90 protein binding; protein-folding chaperone binding
Source: RefSeq, a predicted model, not a curated record